AUGUUAACAUUGGGCAGGUUUCAAUUGAAUCAUGGCAGUCUCAGUGUCUUAGUCCAUCCACACACUGGAUUUGAUGUUGCGGACCACACUGAUCACGCCAUCUGGAUCGGUGAGAAAGUGCCAUUAAUAGUCGGAGUUUUGGAAGCAGCAGAGAAAAGACAGUCAGCCGCUGCUGCUACUACUGCACCUAUUGCACCUAUUGCUGUUGCCAGUGCUGCUACUACUGCACCUAUUGCUGUUGCCGCUAUUACUGCACCUAUUUCUGUUGCCGCUAUGCUUCUGCUUUCGUUGCCACUACUGCUUCUGCUUCUUUGUUAUCUCAUGCAGUAUGAUAUAUAA
Sugiyamaella lignohabitans is the source of this 339-nucleotide messenger RNA. RefSeq names its product putative DOPA-dioxygenase (gene DOP98). The record is from RefSeq and is a predicted model, not a curated record. Lineage: Eukaryota; Fungi; Ascomycota; Dipodascomycetes; Dipodascales; Trichomonascaceae. The transcript has a single exon. Bases 1 to 339 code for a protein of 112 amino acids.